Molecule: messenger RNA, 4678 nt
Organism: Impatiens glandulifera
Lineage: Eukaryota; Viridiplantae; Streptophyta; Magnoliopsida; Ericales; Balsaminaceae
Product: eukaryotic translation initiation factor 5B-like
Exons: 12
Coding region: 481-4269 (1262 amino acids)
Molecular function (GO): translation initiation factor activity; GTP binding; GTPase activity
Source: RefSeq, a predicted model, not a curated record
UCGCAUUAUAUGAUACUUCUCCUCUUUAAACCCUAGCAAAUCUUCAACUGUUUCAUCAAGAUCAAUCGAAUUUUGAUUGAUAAUACAUUUAACAGUUUAUCUCUCCCUGUGCAAGGACGAAGGGAGCAUAUCAUUUCUUCUCUUCUUCUCCUCUAACCUUCUUCAACAACUUCGUCUGCUCCCCUCCUACAGAACGAAAACAGGCUUCGAACAAGCACAUGCCUACUCCCGCACAGCUCUCUACCAGUCCCAUCGGCAGCAUCUAGUAAGAUAUCACUCAAGAUCUUUCUUUUAUCUUGAAUCCUCCAGUCAAAGCCUUCAAAAACCUGGUUAUAUAUAAUAGGCACUGAAAAGAAGGAAGCUUUCUAAAACCCUAAAUCUCUAGUCCUUUCUUUUCUUGGCGAUUAACCUCUGAGCUUUUGUUUCGUGACUUCUCAUUCAAAUCUCGCUCACCUUCCAUCUCGAUUUCAGAUAACUUAAAUGGGUCGAAAGAAGCCCGGUGCUCGUGAGGAUGAUACUGUUGCACCUCUGACUGGAGGGGUGAAGUCGAAGAAGAAGGCACUUCUAAUUGAUGAUGAUGAGUAUUCCGUAAGUACUCAAAUGUCUGAGGAACAGCAGCAAGUUCCAGAAGAGAAUGUUAUCCCAACUGGUGGUAAGAAGAAAGGAAAGAAGGGAAAAGCAAGAAAUUUGGAAAUCGAUGAUGAUGAAUUCGAUGAAAAGGCUCUGGAUGUGGAUGAGGAUGAUGAUGCUACUCCAGUCGUACUGUUUGCUGGGAAGAAGAAGCCAAAGUCCAAGAAGGGUGGUAAUAGUAAUUCUCUUACGGUUCCUGGGUUUGGCUUACUAGUAGAGGAAGAUCAAGAUGAUGAUAAUGAAAAAGAUGAGGAUAUGGAUGUAGAGGAAGAUUUUGUGGCAGCUUUUACUGGGAAGAAGAAGCCUUCCAAGUCGAAAAAGAAAUCUAAAGCACCAUCUAGUUUUGAUGCUCUGGAUGACCUAGAUGGAAGUAAGGAUGAUGAAGGAAACGAGGAGGAGGACACCAAUUUCUCUUCAAUCACCUUCUCUGGCAAAAAGAAAGCUUCGAAAUCUUCAAAGAAAAAUGUGGUUUCAUUUAGUUCAGCGUUUGUUGAAGAAUUUAAUGAUGACAAUAUUGACGAUGCCGGGGACGAGGAUACAUCAGCAGUGACAUUCUCUGGUAAAAAGAAAUCUACCAAAAAGAAGUCUAACAGUGUUUUUUCCACCCUUGAACCAGAGCUUGUUGAUCAAUCCCCAAAUUUGAUAGAACAGGUUGCUGAAGAUGUGGUGGAGACUUCGAAGAGUAAAAGAAAAAAAAAGAAGGCUGAAAGAUCAGCUCAAGAAGAGGACGAUCUAGAUAAACUUCUAGCUGAGCUUGGUGAAGGACCUGUAAUAGCAAAAUCCUCAUCUGUUCCUGUUCCGACUCCAUUAUCAGAGGACAAAGCUCAGACUCAGAGUGAAGAAGUUGCUCCUGCAAAUAUUGGUGCUGAAGAGGAUGGACCUAUGGAGUCUGCUGCUGCAAAAAAGAAGAAAAAGAAAAAGGAGAAAGAGAAGGAGAAGAAAGCUGCUGCAGCUGUGUCGGCCUCUAUUCCGGCCGAGGCAGUAAAACAAGAAAUGCCAGAAGAAACAAAGGUUGAGACCAAGGGUAAAGUGACAGAUAAGAAAGUCCCGAAGCAUGUAAGAGAGAUGCAAGAGAGGCUUGCCAGGCUCAAGGAACUGGAGGAAAAGAAGAAGAGGGAGGAAGAAGAGAAGCUGAGAAAAGAAGAGGAAGAGCAGAAGCGACUAGAAGAACUAGAGAGGAUUGCUGAAGAAAAGAAAAGAAUUAAAAAGGAAAAGGAAAAGGAGAAGAUUUUAAAGAAGAAACAAGAAGGGACAUUUUUGACAGGAAAGCAAAAAGAAGAAGCUCGUCGGUUGGAGGCAAUGAGGAAUCAAAUUCUUGCUAAUGUUGGCGGAUUGCAAAUCCCAGUUGCUGAUGCUGGUGGUGCCCCCUCCAAGAGACCUAUAUAUAAAACAAAAAAGUCAAAACCAAAUAAUUCUCAAGUAAAUGGUUCAGUUCAGGAGAAGGUUGUUGAGAGUAUAGAUGAAAUCGAGAUCCAACAAGAUGUUGAGGCUGAAUUAGAUUCCAAGGAGCUAGAGAAGGUUGAAGAAGAGAGUUCAGAAGUUGCUGAAGUGGUUGAAGAUAAUCUAAAGGAAGAAGAUGAGGAUGAGGAUGAGUGGGAUGCAAAAAGUUGGGAUGAUGUUGAUCUCAAACUGCCUGGUUCAAGUGCAUUUGCUGAUGAAGAAGCUGAUUCAGAAUCUGAACCUGUGGUUGUGAAUGCAAAGAUGGAUGCUCCUUCCUCAAGCUCUUCCAGCACUGUACAGUCUGUACCAAAAGAGACACUGGAUAUGGAAAGAAAAACAUCUAAGGCUGAAGUUGGGGACAAGAAUAAAAGAAAAGGGCCAAGUUCUGAUGUUUCCCCUAGCCAGGAAGAAGCUGAUCUGCGGUCCCCAAUUUGUUGUAUUAUGGGGCAUGUCGAUACUGGUAAAACCAAAUUGCUUGAUUGCAUCCGUGGGACUAAUGUUCAGGAAGGUGAGGCGGGUGGAAUUACUCAGCAAAUCGGAGCGACAUAUUUUCCAGCAGAGAAUAUCCGUGAGAGGACAAAAGAACUAAAAGCCGAUGCAAAGCUGAAUGUCCCUGGUUUGCUGGUUAUUGAUACCCCUGGGCACGAGUCCUUCACCAAUCUACGAUCCCGGGGUUCAGGUUUAUGCGAUAUAGCAAUUUUGGUGGUUGACAUAAUGCAUGGAUUGGAACCACAGACCAUUGAAUCCCUUAAUCUUUUAAAAAUGAGAAACACAGAAUUCAUUGUCGCACUGAACAAGGUUGACAGACUGUAUGGAUGGAAAACUUGUCGAAAUGCACCAAUUGUUAAAGCAAUGAAGCAACAAUCCAAAGAUGUCCAACUUGAGUUUAAUAUGAGGUUGACUCAGAUUGUCACUCAGCUCAAGGAGCAAGGGUUAAACACUGAACUUUAUUACAAGAACAAAGAUAUGGGAGAAACCUACUGCAUUGUACCUACAAGUGCUAUAAGUGGUGAAGGAAUUCCUGAUUUGUUGUUAUUACUUGUCCAAUGGACACAGAAGACAAUGAUUGAAAAACUUACAUACAGCAGUGAAAUACAGUGUACAGUUUUAGAGGUUAAGGUUGUUGAAGGCCAUGGCACGACUAUUGACGUGGUGUUAGUAAAUGGACUGCUUCAUGAAGGUGAUCAGAUAGUUGUUUGUGGCAUGCAGGGACCUAUUGUCACUACUAUUCGAGCAUUACUUACGCCACAUCCAAUGAAAGAGCUCCGUGUUAAGGGAACCUUUCUACAUCACAAAGAAAUUAAAGCUGCUCAGGGCAUCAAGAUCACUGCACAGGGCCUUGAACAUGCGAUUGCUGGCACUGGCCUCUAUGUGGUAGGGCCGAAUGAUGAUUUGGAAGAUAUAAAGGAGUCUGCUAUGGAAGAUAUGAAAUCAGUACUAAGCAGGAUAGACAAAACUGGGGAAGGAGUUUGUGUUCAGGCCUCUACUCUUGGAUCCUUGGAAGCAUUACUGGAGUUCUUGAAAUCUCCUGCUGUGAGUAUACCUGUUAGUGGAAUAAGCAUUGGUCCUGUACACAAGAAAGAUGUGGUAAAGGCUAGUGUCAUGCUCGAGAAGAAAAAAGAAUAUGCAACAAUAUUGGCCUUUGAUGUUAAAGUGACUCCAGAUGCUCGGGAACUUGCAGAUGAACUUGGUGUCAAGAUAUUCAUUGCAGAUAUCAUCUAUCAUUUGUUUGAUCAGUUUAAGGCAUAUAUUGAUAAUCUCAAAGAGGAAAAGAAGAAAGAAGCUGCUGAAGAUGCAGUUUUCCCUUGUGUACUAAAAAUUAUGCCCAAUUGCGUCUUCAACAAGAAGGACCCCAUUGUUUUGGGUGUUGAUAUUCUUGAAGGGAUUGCUAAGAUCGGAACACCAAUUUGUAUUCCCCAGAAAGAUUUUAUUGAUAUCGGCCGUAUUGCGUCCAUUGAGAAUAACCACAAACCGGUUGAUUAUGCCAAGAAGGGCCAAAAAGUUGCUAUUAAGAUAACAGGCUCAAAUUCUGAUGAGCAGCAGAAGAUGUUUGGCAGGCAUUUCGAGAUGGAAGAUGAGCUUGUAAGCCACAUCUCUAGAAGAUCCAUUGAUGUUCUUAAAACAAACUAUCGGGAUGACUUGUCUAUGGAGGAGUGGAAACUAGUUGUGAAACUGAAGAACCUCUUCAAAAUUCAGUGAAAAGAUGGCUCUUUGUUGCAUGGGGCUUUCUAAUAAUUUUUUUGUACGGGAACAUAGGCAUCACCGAAAAGGUACUUCUCUUGAGGAGAUAUCAUUCUCAAAAUGUCAUCAUUAUUCGCAUUUUGGCGUACCGAAUGCGGUCUCUCCAAAUCAAAGGCUUGGAAAGUAAGGAGAACAAUGAAGAUAAUCACCAGAGUGAUAAUGCAACAUAACCAAUCAUUUUUGUAUUUCCUGCAAGUCUUGGGGGGAGUUUUUGUUGUGGUAGACCAUGAAAAGUUUCACAUUUUCUUGCUAUUUUCCUGCAAGUUAUUUUCUUUUGUGGAGUUAUUUGAGAUUUUUGGGAAUUUAUUACUGGUGUUGGAGUUUUGUGAUACUAAAAGUCAAAAUCAAAUCAAUAAUUUAUUUGCAA